This is a messenger RNA of Malaya genurostris, 5141 nucleotides long. It is a transcript of the gene sno, whose product is annotated as protein strawberry notch. The coding region runs from base 258 to 4544 and encodes 1428 amino acids. Gene Ontology annotation, cellular component: nucleus. The transcript has 14 exons. The record is from RefSeq and is a predicted model, not a curated record. Gene Ontology annotation, biological process: regulation of DNA-templated transcription. Gene Ontology annotation, molecular function: histone binding; chromatin DNA binding. Lineage: Eukaryota; Metazoa; Arthropoda; Insecta; Diptera; Culicidae.
GUUUUGCAGAACAGUUUCAUUCAGUAGACAGCUCGGUACGGUCUUAUAAUCGUGAAAGCGCUUGCAGUGACGACGUUUAAAAGAUUUUUUUUCUUGGUUAGGGCAGGUGGCUGUAAAAACAAGUAUUUAAACGAUUCUGAGUAGAGUUUCAAAAGGUUUUUUGCGUAAAUCGUGUUGUCGACGGUGUACACCGUUACGCAAACAAGUGUACCAGUUAAAAAAAUCAACAUUGGAAGAGUUUUCUCGCAGAAAAAAAAAUGAGCAGAAUGCAUCAACAGAGUUCCAAAAAAUUUCCCUAUGACUUCGACGGCGAGGAUGAAAACGAGGAUUCGUCCGGAUCGGACUUUGAUGAAGAUGAAGAUCCAGAUGAAAUCGAGGUUCCUGGCGGAGGUAAAGAUCUUGCCACGGUUGCCACUCUCACGCAACUGAAAUCCACGAAGGCAACGGUUAGUAAUGCGUCUGCUCCGAUGACAGCAUCGAACGUGUCGUCUAAAUCAACCGAUAAGAUUCCCAGUGGAUUGAUAACAAAAUCGACAAGCACCGGAAACUAUGAAGUGAUCAAACAACCUACCAUUCUUCGACAACCGGGAACUGGCAGCAGUGUAUAUGGAAUUGGAAAUAGUAGUGGAUUGAGCUCUGUUUCCUUUGCUGCUGGUGGAAGUAAUAGCAGUAAUAGUAGUAGUAGUAAGAGUUGUGCUAAUAAUUUAACUGGAUUGGGUACGAAUAUCAGCAAAGCAAUGAAUCCAAGUAGUACAUCAAUCAUCUCGCUUCCACAUGGAACAAACAGCGUUUUGGGUGGCUUAGGUAGUUAUUAUCCGCCAAGUAUUGCCAGCCUGUUGGCGCAAAUGAGCAUGGCGGCUACACUCGGUUUCGGUAGCAGUUCAUCAAUAAAUAGCGUCGGUCAGAUGACAAGCAACCAGAUCAUGCUCGAACACCUGAAAGCACUAGUAACUGCCAAUCCGCACUACCUAACCAGUGGUAUACCAACGAAUCUGCUCUCUCAGAUCUGGAUGGCGGAUCCGAGCAAGGUAUCGCAACCAUCGUUCAACUAUUUGAAUCAAGUUCCUGAAGAAGAAGAAGCGGAAGAAGAAGAGUUGGGUGUAGCAGAAACAUACGCGGAAUAUUGGCCAGCAAAAUUGAAGAUCGGUAAAAAGCACCCUGAUCAAGUAGUAGAAACAGCCUCCUUAUCAUCAGUUGAGCCGUCUGAUGUAUACUAUAAACUGUCGAUACCUCCAGAAACGAUAAAUUCGGGUCAGUUGAGUGCACUUCAGUUAGAAUCUAUAACUUACGCUAGUCAGGCUCACGAACACUUACUACCGGACGGUUCCCGUGCCGGCUUUCUGGUUGGUGAUGGUGCCGGUGUGGGAAAAGGCCGAACGAUUGCUGGAAUCAUUCACGAAAAUUAUCUGAAAGGCCGUAAGAAAUCUAUCUGGAUCUCGGUCUCCAACGACCUUCGUUAUGACGCAGAACGUGAUCUGCGUGACAUUGGAGCCGGUAGAAUUGUUGUUCAUGCGUUAAAUAAGCUUAAAUAUGCAAAAAUCAAUUCGACGGUUAAUAACAACACUAAAAAGGGAGUCAUUUUUGGUACUUACUCUGCGUUGAUUGGUGAGUCUCAAAGUGUGGCUACCGGCAAAUAUAAAACACGACUCAAACAGCUUCUACAAUGGUGCGGAGAAGAUUUCGAUGGCGUCAUUGUAUUUGAUGAAUGCCAUAAAGCGAAAAAUCUUUGCCCGGUGGGCUCUAGUAAACCUACCAAGACGGGACUAACUGCACUGGACUUACAGAACAAACUUCCUAAGGCAAGGGUUGUAUAUGCAUCUGCAACCGGUGCUUCAGAACCCCGCAAUAUGGCUUAUAUGGUACGGCUUGGAAUUUGGGGUCAAGGUACACCUUUUCCUACCUUCAUGGAUUUCAUAACAGCAGUUGAAAAAAGAGGUGUGGGAGCGAUGGAAAUUGUGGCUAUGGAUAUGAAACUACGAGGAAUGUAUAUUGCACGUCAACUGAGUUUCCACGGAGUGACUUUCAAAAUCGAAGAAGUGCCACUGACGCGAGAGUUUAAGCAGGUUUAUGAUGAGUCGGUUGAAUUGUGGGUGCUUGCAAUGCAAAAGUUUACAGAGGCUGCCGAGCUGAUCGAUGCCGAGAAUCGCAUGAAAAAAACUAUGUGGGGUCAGUUCUGGUCGGCACAUCAACGAUUUUUUAAAUAUCUAUGUAUUGCAUCUAAGGUGAAUCAUGCAGUCAAAGUAGCUCGGGAAGCAAUUAAGUAUGGAAAGUGUGUGGUUAUUGGCUUGCAGUCUACUGGUGAGGCGAGAACGCUGGAACAGCUAGAAAGAGAUGACGGUGAACUUUCUGAUUUUGUCUCUACGGCCAAAGGCGUUUUUCAAUCUCUCGUAGAAAAGCACUUCCCAGCACCAGACCGGGGUCGUAUCAAUCGUCUUCUUGGUUUAGAAGGACCCAAGAAAACACAAUUGGAAUGUAUAUUAGAGGAUAUAGACUCAAAACCUUCCGCUAGUGGUAGUGAUCUCAAACGCAAAAGCACAUUUACUAAAUCCGAAACGCAAACAAAGGCUAAGAAAUCUCGUCGGAAUUCAUCUGAUGAUGAUUCGGACAGCGAUUCUGACAAGUCUGAAGGCAAGGCUUCCGGCAGUGACGAAAGUAACCAUGAUUCGGACAGUGUCCGUAGUAGUGACUACAAUCCAUUUUAUUCCGGUUCGGACAGUGAUGAUGAUCCGUGGGUUGGAAAGACAAACAAACUCAAGCCUAAAAAUUUGAAAAGUCCAAAAAAGAAACCUGUCUCGACACAGGACAAAAUUCAAGCACAUCUGUCUAAAAGGCAGAACGAAACGAAACCUGUAACUAUACAGGCUAGUAACGGUAUUUCCAUUCAGCUUGGACCUCCACCCAAGGAUGCGAUUGAACGAGCGUGCCAAAUGAAAGACGAAUUAUUAGCAAAAAUAGAAUCGCUUGGAUCGCGCCUGCCGGCUAACACACUAGAUCAGUUAAUCGACGAGUUAGGUGGACCUGAAAACGUUGCAGAAAUGACUGGUCGAAAGGGACGGGUAGUUCAAAGUGACGAUGGUUCGAUCCAGUAUGAAUCCCGGUCAGAACAGGAUGUGCCAUUAGAAACUUUGAACAUUACUGAGAAAAAACGAUUCAUGGAUGGGGAAAAAGAUGUUGCAAUUAUAUCAGAAGCGGCAUCCAGUGGUAUUUCGCUACAAAGUGAUCGACGAGUUCGUAACCAACGACGACGAGUUCACAUUACACUCGAAUUGCCCUGGUCUGCCGAUCGAGCCAUUCAACAGUUUGGUCGCACUCAUCGGUCCAACCAGGUCAAUGCACCAGAAUACAUGUUUCUCAUAUCUGAUCUAGCGGGUGAGCGACGAUUCGCUUCCACCGUUGCCAAAAGACUCGAAUCGCUGGGUGCCUUAACACACGGUGACCGACGAGCAACAGAGACACGUGAUUUGUCCCAAUUCAAUAUAGAUAACAAAUACGGGCGUUCAGCAUUAGAAUCAGUAAUGAAAACCAUCAUGGGAUACGAUCAGCCACUAGUUCCGCCUCCCAGCGAUUAUAAAGGAGACUUUUUCAAAGAUAUUGCCGGGGCACUAGUUGGUGUUGGGUUGAUUGUCAACAGUGAACAAAUGCCUGGAGUGCUAAGCUUGGAUAAAGAUUACAAUAACAUUUCAAAAUUCCUGAAUAGAAUACUUGGAAUGCCAGUUGAAUUGCAGAACAGGUUGUUCAAGUAUUUUACGGAUACACUUACGGCUAUAAUUGAACAGGCGAAAAAGCGUGGUAGAUUUGAUCUUGGGAUUUUAGAUUUAGGAGCAGCAGGUGAAAAUGUCACCCGUGUUAAAAUAACCAAAUUCAUCAGAAAACAUUCAACCGGGGUCGCACCGACCGAAUUACACACCGUACAAGUAGAGCGAGGAAUGAUUUGGCAGGAAGUUAUCGAUAAGUGGGCAGAUUUAGGUGGUGAAAAGGAAGGAUUUUAUCUAUCGAAACAGGCCAGAAACGGUAAAUACGCUGCAAUACUGGCUGUCGAAAUUGAAAGCACUACCAGUGGAAAGAAAAAAUUGGAGCCAAGGAGCAAAAAGGAUAUUAUGUUUCAAAUCUAUCGACCCAACACGGGUCUACAAUUUAAACAUGAGUCUUUGGAUGAAUUAGAAAAGAAGUAUAAGAAGGUUCUCAGUGACGAAGCUGAAGCGCACUGGGGCCAGCAAUAUGAUGCAUCAGUGAAUACUUGUUUGCACAGCUACUGGAAAGGGAUGUGUCGACAUACAACGAUGGGGCAGGAAUGUGAGAUUGGACUGAGGAGAAGAACGUACUACGUGUUGUCUGGGUCGGUUUUGUCGGUAUGGUCACGAGUGGAAAACAGUUUAGCUUCUCGUGUCGGUAAUCAGAAUCGUAUGCAAGUACUUCGUUUGAAAACGAAAGAAGGGAUUAAAAUUGUAGGAACUCUUAUACCGAAGAAUUGUGUUGAACACCUGGUUAAAGAUAUGAGUAGCGAUUCUGAAAAAGUCGAGGAGCAAACGUUUGAUUGUAAGUAAAUUGGUUGUAGUCGUUAUAGUGGAACCAUAUUUUAUAGUUAUUCGUGAUACUAUCGUUAAGAGGCGGGCAAAUGUAUAGAUAUUACUGGACUGAUAAAAUUAUGUCAACUCAAUAUCUCCAUGGAUUAUAUGAACAGUUGGUAAUAGGAUCGCUUUCAAACCUAAACACUUAAAUUCAUCAAACCCCUUGAUAACCUGUUGUAUAAACUAUUUCUGAUUGUGAAGUACCAUAAUUUAGUACCAGUAAAGCUCUUCUUAGAACUCGUACAUUAAGUCUGACGAUAGCUGCUAUUUGAUAAUAUAGGUGUUCGGUUGUGUGCGUAUUCACGUCUAUUAGUGUUUGAUUGCCCUGUCUAGGCUAAACAUUAUAUUAUCGUUGUCAUUAAACAACGAUACUCAAAACCAAAAAUCUAUGAAUGUCGUUAAAUGCCGUGUUACGUUCAAUUUUUUCAGUACGAUCUACCCUAAAACGUGUAAAUUGAAAUGCAGUAAAUUUUGUAGUUCGUUAAUUUUAAUUCAAAUACAAUGUACAAAGUAAGUAGGGCUACUAAGGUAAGUAAUCAUUGCAUAGUAGAGAAUAAACUCGUUGUAAAGAAA